UCUACUAUUUCUCCUAUUCUGUGCUACUAGUUAGUAUUUACUACUUUACUAAUUAGUAAUUAUAGGUAUCUAAGGCAUUUUUUUAAUUACCUAUUUUAUAUAAUAUAUUAAAUUUUUUCACAAUUCGCGUAAACAAAACAUCGGAAUAUUACAUAAUGCUAAUCGUGAUAAUAAAUCCUUUUUAAUAUAUUGAACGGUUGGCUUCGAUCAUUAUAGUCGGUGCUUUAUUACCUUAUUGGUGAUUCUGUUAUUGUUUUUUCUGUCAUCAAAUUCUCGAAGUUUCAAAACAACUGAAUAAUAAUAAUUGUCAUGCUCAAGACCUUUUUUUCUGCUGUAGUAGCGUCUCUUGUUAAACUUAACUUCUAUUAGGUAUCAUAGUACAACACAAAAUGGUGAAGAUUCCUGUUUUGGUAGGCGUGUUAUCGUUGAUCACCUUGUUGAAGGCUGAAUCAUAUGAAGAUGCCCGUUGCAAAUGUGUAUGUACUAUAGUGAAUGGUACAGAAAUGUAUAAUAAAUUAUAUAUAGCUAAUGUUCUUCCCAGCAAUGAUUGUAAUGGAGUAAGCUUACCAAUUAUUGGUGAAGUGAAUAAUACAAAAAAAGAAUUAUGCCCGCGAUGCACUUGUACUUAUGAGAGUAGAAACACUACAACUAUGAAAGUGGUUGUAUUAAUCGUGCUUUGCGUGAUAUCAUGUUUGGUGAUGUACAUGUUUUUCCUGCUAUGUCUGGAGCCAAUGAUUAGAAGACGCAAGCUAGUUGGAGCAUACGUAGAGCACACCAACGAAGAGGUAUGUUCUUUAUUGGAGGCGACCAUAUCCGAUAGCGGUAGUUUUGAUGAAGCCCCACCAGCUGUAUCGUUAAAUGCAAGGAGAGGAAGUGAUCCAAUGGUAUCUAUAGCCAACAGCAGUAAUGUCCUCAACCGAUUUGGACAUCAACAAGAUAAAUGGAAGAAACAGGUGAAAGAACAAAGAAAAAAUAUCUAUGAUCGUCAUACUAUUCUCAAUUAAAUGUGUUAACUCUCUUAUUAUUAUUAUUUUUACAUAAAUAGCUAUCAUUUAAGGAAACCUCAUUUAUAUCUUUUCUCCAUUUAUUAUCAGUAAUAUUUAUAUUGGUGUCUUAUAUAAGAUAAUCGAUUCUUUGAUCAUCUUUAUUAUAUUAUUAUUAUUAUUAUUAUUAUUAUUUUGUUGAAAAAUUAGAUUUUUUGAAAAUAUAUUAUAAUUUGAAUUAUUUGUA
Messenger RNA from Acyrthosiphon pisum (pea aphid), 1230 nucleotides. RefSeq lists its product as uncharacterized. Gene Ontology annotation, cellular component: lysosomal membrane. The transcript has 5 exons. The coding region runs from base 390 to 1004 and encodes 204 amino acids. The record is from RefSeq and is a predicted model, not a curated record. Lineage: Eukaryota; Metazoa; Arthropoda; Insecta; Hemiptera; Aphididae.